AUUUUACUAUAAAUAUAGUUCGAAGCAUUCGGUUGAAAAUAUUACAGCCCUGAAAUAGCUACUUCCAAGGUGAAAUGGAAAGAAGAGUUGCAAUUAUAGGGGCAGGAACCAGUGGCCUUGUAGCCUGCAAAUACCUUCUGCAGUAUGGAUAUCACCCAACUGUGUUUGAAGCUGAUGAUGGCGUUGGAGGGCUAUGGAGGCAUACUAUGGACUCCACCAAGCUCCAAAACAAUAAACAAAUGUACCAGUUUAUGGAUUUUCCAUGGCCUUCUUCAGUAAAAGAAGAUAAUCCAAGUCACAACCAAGUGCUAGAUUAUCUUAACUCCUAUGCUCAACAUUUUUCCCUCAUUCCUCACAUCAGAUUCAACUCCAAAGUCAUUGAUAUAGAUUAUGUUGGAGGAGAGUCUACUGAAGAAAUUAAGUCAUGGGAAUUGUGGGGUGGUAAGGGCAAGCCCUUUUGCUCCAAGGGAACUUGGCAUGUUACAGUGCAAAAUACCAAGACUUUAUCUGCAGAGGUACACAAGGCUGAGUUUGUUGUUCUUUGCAUCGGAAAAUACAGUGGUCUUCCAAACAUUCCUGAAUUCCCACCGGGACAAGGACCAGAAGUUUUUGAUGGCAAAGUUAUGCACUCCAUGGACUACUCCAAUCUGGACAAUGACACUGCUGCUGAAUUGAUAAAAAGAAAAAGAGUCACAAUAAUUGGCUCACAAAAGUCUGCUAUGGAUCUUGCAGCUGAAUGUGCUAAUGCAAAUGGAGUCAAAUACCCCUGCACAAUUAUCCAGAGGAACGCACACUGGUUUCUUCCAGAUUUUAACGUUUGGGGAGUUAUUGCUGGAUUUUUAUACUUAAAUCGUUUUGCAGAGCUUUCAGUUCACAAGCCAGGAGAACCAUUUUUUCUUGGUCUUCUGGCCACUUUACUUUCACCAUUGAGAUGGGGAAUCUCUAAAGUUGUUGAAGCUACUCUGAAAUGGAAGUUGCCAUUGAAGAAGUACGGAUUGAUACCAAACCACAGCUUCUUUCAAGACCUCUCCACAUGUCUGAUUGCAGUGUUUCCAGAUAAAUUCUUUGACAGACUCAAAGAAGGAUCUAUCAUCAUAAAGAAAUCACAAAGCUUUAGCUUCUGCAGUGAAGGUGUAAUCCUUGAUGGAGAAGCUAAACCUCUGGAAACAGAUAUAGUAAUUUUUGCCACUGGAUACAGAGGUGACCAGAAAAUAAGAAACAUGUUCAAAUCUACAAUCUUCCAAAAUCACAUAGCUCUGCCACCAACCUCCUCAACAGUUCCUCUCUACAGACAAAUAAUCCACCCUCGGAUUCCACAGUUGGCAAUAAUAGGAUAUGCAGAGAGUCUGUCAAACAUUUUUUCCUCAGAAAUGAAAAGCUUGUGGGUGGCUAAUUUCUUGGAUGGAAACAUUGAACUUCCUAAUAUAAGAGAGAUGGAGAAAGAGGCGAAACUGUGGGAAGAAAACUUGAAGCAAUAUGGUGGAACAUAUUUUUGGAAAACGUGCAUUGCUAAUUGUGCAAUUUGGUAUCACGAUCAACUCUGCAAAGACAUGAAGCAUAAUCCCAGAAGGAAGAAAGGUUUUCUUAGAGAACUGUUUGAACCUUAUGGUCACGCUGAUUAUGUAGCUCUUACUCAUAAAUAAAACAAUAUUAAAGUGGUAUUAAUAAUCAUUUUAAUGUAAGCAUUAACGUGCACCUCUUAAAUUUAGUAAUAAAUAGCAACAAUUUUUGUUGUUGUGCUGCAACUUAAUCA
Messenger RNA from Vigna radiata var. radiata (mung bean), 1753 nucleotides. RefSeq names its product probable flavin-containing monooxygenase 1. Gene Ontology annotation, molecular function: flavin adenine dinucleotide binding; N,N-dimethylaniline monooxygenase activity; NADP binding. Bases 75 to 1643 code for a protein of 522 amino acids. The record is from RefSeq and is a predicted model, not a curated record. The transcript is spliced from 5 exons. Lineage: Eukaryota; Viridiplantae; Streptophyta; Magnoliopsida; Fabales; Fabaceae.